AUGGAGUUGAUGGAGGCUAUCCAGACCAUAGAGGGUGCAUGUGCACAGCUGUGCGCUCUUGUCGCUCGUCCGAACCAUACAAUGCUCAACAUGUUCGAACCUGCCUGUAUUCGCGUUGCAAUUGAAUUCAAAAUCGCUGACCACCUCUUCGCCAGACCUGAAGGUCUUCACGUGUCCGAGCUUGGUGCGCUAUCGGGAGUAGAACCUCAGAAGUUAGGAAGAAUUUUGAGCUUACUCGCCAGCAAGCAUUGUUUCCGGAAGAUCGAACGUGAUGUUUUUGCGAAUAAUCGUCUCAGUAUGGCGCUCGUAAGCGCGGGUGGUAUAGCAGCGUACGCCAAUAUUAUUACCGACGAAGUCAACAAAUCUGCUUCCAUGCUCACCGAGAAUCUACGAGACCCGGAUUGGGGACAUUCAUAUUCGCCUGCUCAUGCGCCAUUCAAUUCCUGGAGCAAAUACCCUGGUUCAAUAUACUCGUGGUAUGAAGGAAUAGGAACAGAUGAUGGCGUCGUGAGGGGCAUGCGCUUCGGGCAGGGUGGUAUCGGGUCCAUCUCUAUGCAGCUGGCGGAAGCCUAUCCCCACCUCCGUAUCGUGCUCCAAGAUCUACCCGCACCAAUACAGAAUGCGAAGAACGACAUCUGGCCAAAAUUAUGUCCCGCGGCUAUUGAAACUGGGCGUGUAGAUUUCAAGGCCAUGGAUUUCCUGGUCGAAUCUCCAGUCGGAGGCUGCGAUGUGUACUAUGAAUGCAAGAUGAUUCUUACUGGUGUGAAGAACGCUAUGGGACGAAGCAGUCGUCUGUUAAUUCACGAACAUCUUAUUCAACCUGUAAACCGAGAGAAUACCCUAUCUCCGGGCCUGAAAGAAGCUCCUGAUCCUCUUUUACCUAAUUAUGGAGCUGGACGUAUACGCCAGUACAACCUUGAUUUGGCGGUAAUGUAUGGGAUUUUGGAGAGAGUGGACUUGCUGAAUUUUGCUUGGAGUGAGUCCAGCUGGGGUGGCGACCAGGGUAGCAAUUUCUUUAAUGUCCUUUACAUUGAAAAUUCUAGUCUAAAGCGCCUGACUCAGACAGGACGUCGAAUUGUGAUCGCGACAAAAGUCGCCGGAAAUGCCAGAUAG
Messenger RNA from Desarmillaria tabescens, 1113 nucleotides. RefSeq lists its product as uncharacterized. Gene Ontology annotation, molecular function: methyltransferase activity. Lineage: Eukaryota; Fungi; Basidiomycota; Agaricomycetes; Agaricales; Physalacriaceae. The record is from RefSeq and is a predicted model, not a curated record. Bases 1 to 1113 code for a protein of 370 amino acids. The transcript is spliced from 10 exons.